Messenger RNA from Mangifera indica (mango), 781 nucleotides. RefSeq names its product FCS-Like Zinc finger 5-like. The transcript has 2 exons. The record is from RefSeq and is a predicted model, not a curated record. The coding region runs from base 117 to 593 and encodes 158 amino acids. NCBI's taxonomy places the organism in Eukaryota, Viridiplantae, Streptophyta, Magnoliopsida, Sapindales, Anacardiaceae.
UUCCUCGGUCUCUUUCCUGUCCAUUCCUUAGAUUGCUCACGCUCACUGUACUCCUCGUUUCUCUCUCUAACACCCCCCAAAAUAUUCCACCCAAAAAUAUUCGCAACCCAACAAAGAUGUUGCUGGGGAAGACUCCUCGCCCUCCGAUUAAGCGAACUACAAGCAUGAGAGGGAUCAUCUUUGAUGUCCCCAACAUGGACUCUUUAGAGCCCUCGGAUCACCAUCAGCCUCAUCACCUUCAUCCUAACGUCCCUCAGGUUGUGCCGGAGAACAUAAACGGUUACGAUCAACGGUUCCUUUCCAUGGUUUCUCCGAGAAACCUGCAGAGAAGUAAUAAUAAUGAGUUCAUGAUGGAGACUUCUCAUUUCCUCAGAACUUGUGGCCUUUGUAAUCGCCGCCUUGCUCCUGGCCGUGACAUUUACAUGUAUAGGGGGGACACAGCUUUUUGUAGUUUAGAGUGCAGGGAAAAGAAAAUGAAGCAAGAUGAGAGAAAAGAGAAGUUGAGUUCGUCGUCAUCAUCAUCAUCAACAUCCUCAAGGGGUCCAUCGGGUUCCAAGGGGUCUGGUCAAAGCGAGCCAGUGGCUGCAGCUUGAAGACAAAGAAGUAAGAGAGAGCUAAUAAAUCAGCAGAAGAAUUAAGAAACUUUGAGUGUUACAUGCUCGUUUUCCGCCAUUAAUGGCGCCCCACUUGCUUAUUGUCUUACAUGAGACUCUUGGAUUGGAUGGUGAUGGUGGUGGUAAUAAUAAGAAUGGAAUAUAAAAUUAUUGUGUUAAAAAAGUAA